AUGAAUACCACCUUUUGGAGGCGUUACAAGUUGGGGUGUUUUCUUCCUCCUAAUAUCCCGAUUCCUCUCAAGGUCAAGGGUUCUUGCAAAAUCUGCAAUUUGAUGGAGAUAGAGAAGAUGGAAAACACCACCGAUGAUGAGAAGACGACAUCCCUAAAAGCGAGCAUUCUCUCCAAAUAUGACGAAGUCUUUCACGCUCAUACUUCAGAUAUAAAAAAGGUGAAUGAGAAGAUAACUAUUGACUGUGAGAAGUUUCUUCAAUACUAUGAAGAUAGUUGUUCGCAAAUGGAAGCCUCAAGCAAAUCUCUGCAACAACAAGAAUACGAAAUAACAAAAAAAUAA
Molecule: messenger RNA, 342 nt
Organism: Lactuca saligna
Lineage: Eukaryota; Viridiplantae; Streptophyta; Magnoliopsida; Asterales; Asteraceae
Source: the annotation of a GenBank genome assembly